Wickerhamiella sorbophila is the source of this 720-nucleotide messenger RNA. Its product is annotated as Eukaryotic translation initiation factor 6. The transcript has a single exon. Gene Ontology annotation, biological process: maturation of LSU-rRNA; cytosolic ribosome assembly; assembly of large subunit precursor of preribosome. The record is from RefSeq and is a predicted model, not a curated record. Gene Ontology annotation, cellular component: preribosome, large subunit precursor; nucleolus; cytosol. Bases 1 to 720 code for a protein of 239 amino acids. Lineage: Eukaryota; Fungi; Ascomycota; Dipodascomycetes; Dipodascales; Trichomonascaceae. Gene Ontology annotation, molecular function: ribosomal large subunit binding.
AUGUCGAUUCGUGCCCAAUUUGAGAACUCCAACGAGGUGGGCGUGUUUUCCAAGCUCACCAAUAGCUACGGACUGGUUGCGAUUGGUGGCUCGCAGAACUUCUAUUCUGCUUUCGAGUCCCGCUUAGGCGACGUUAUUCCUCUGUGCCAGACCACCAUCGGCGGCAACCGGAUCGUGGGCCGCCUGACCGCCGGAAACCGUCGGGGUCUCCUUGUUCCUUCCUCGACAACAGACCAGGAGCUGCAGCACAUCCGCAACACCCUGCCCGACACCGUCAAGGUCCAGCGGGUCGAGGAGCGGUUGUCAGCGCUGGGAAACGUCAUCUGCACAAACGACUACGUCGCUCUGGUGCACCCUGAUAUCGAGCGCGAAACCGAAGAGCUUAUUGCCGACAUUCUGGGCGUCGAGGUGUUCCGCCAGACGGUCGCCGGCAACGUUCUCGUCGGAUCGUACGCAACAAUUACCAACAACGGUGGCCUGGUUCACCCGCAAACAAGUGUACAAGACCAAGAAGAGCUGUCAAGUCUUUUGCAAAUCCCCCUGGUCGCUGGCACCGUGAACCGCGGCUCCUCGGUUCUCGGUGGUGGCAUGGUUGUCAACGACUGGCUGGCCGUCGUCGGCUACGACACAACUGCCCCCGAAUUGCAUGUUAUCGAGAGCAUUUUCGGCCUUAAUAACGAGGCUCCCGACCAAGACCUACUUAUCGAACACUAUUAUUAG